This is a messenger RNA of Schizophyllum commune H4-8, 2070 nucleotides long. RefSeq names its product cytochrome P450. The coding region runs from base 258 to 1976 and encodes 572 amino acids. Gene Ontology annotation, molecular function: oxidoreductase activity, acting on paired donors, with incorporation or reduction of molecular oxygen; monooxygenase activity; iron ion binding. The record is from RefSeq and is a predicted model, not a curated record. The transcript has 13 exons. Lineage: Eukaryota; Fungi; Basidiomycota; Agaricomycetes; Agaricales; Schizophyllaceae.
UCUACACCAGCUCACCGGUGGCGUGGGACCGCGGUGCACCAGCUCGUGCGCGCGAUAAGCCAGCCCAUCCGUGGUCCGUCGAGGCACGCGCAACUCGUCCGCGACGCGUAGAUGUCGACUUGCUCUUGCGUCCAAGAUGGGAGAUCCGCGGGACGCAUACAGAUUGCACCCCACUCGUACGCUGGUGACUGGUCAUACGGGCUUGACUACAUACGAGGGCUUACGGUGGGCCUUGUGCGCUCCCUCUCCCCCUCGUCAUGACUUCUCUAGUGCAAACAGUGCUCGCGGAGCACCCGUUGGCGACGACAGUAGCGGCUGGAUCGAUCGUGUACUACAUCUUCAAGCGUUAUGAACCGGAUACGCCUCUGCCGCUGCUUGGUCUGCUCGGCGCCAUCCCAGGCGCCUUGAGCGGCGUGCUCUACCUUGCAUCCCCAGGCAGCCUGCUCUAUACUGUGACCACAGCAUUCGCGCUCUACUAUACCACGAUCGUCGCGUGCACGCUCGCAUACCGCGUCUCGCCCUUCCACCCGCUCGCAAAGUAUCCUGGCCCCUUCUUGCACAAGUUGAGCAAGUUCCGUAUGGCGUACGUUCUGUUCGCGCGCAAGGAGCACCUCGGAGUCGACAUCACCUACUUCAAGAAGCUGCACGAGAAGUAUGGGCGCUACGUUCGCAUCGGCCCGAACGAGCUCUCUAUCUGCGAUGCAGAUGCCAUCUUCCCUGUCCUCGGUGCUCAGGGCUUUCCCAAGGGACCAUUCUGGGACGGCCGCGUACCUCCCGGCGCCACUCGCUCUCUGAUCAGCGAGCGCGACCCCGCCGAACACCUUCGCCGUCGCAAAGUAUGGAACCGCGGCUUCAGCCAGUCCGCGCUGCACCAGUACGAAGGAAUCAUCCGCGACCGGACCGUGCAGUUCGUGCAGUUGCUAGAGAAGAUGAAGGAGCCGUUCGACCUUGACCAGUGGCUGAGUUACUAUACAUUCGACUUCAUGGGUGACAUGGCUUUCGGUGGAGGCUUCGAGCUCAUGCGCCACGGCGAGGACCACACAGGCGUCAUUGAGCUCAUGGAUGGUUCCUUCCGGCGCAACAACAUCACGGCACAUGUCCCAUACACACUUCGCUACCUCAACAUGCUCGAGUCCAAGGGCGCAGUCACAAACAAGUUCGCCCAGUUCGCCGCCGAACGCGUCGAGAUCCGCAAGCGCGAGGGUUCAAUGCGCAAGGACCUCUUCCACUACCUGAUCGACGAAGACGGCCACGAAUCCCACCCGCCCAAAAUGAACGAGCUCAUGAGCGACGGCCUACUCGCCAUCGUCGCCGGCUCCGAUACGACCUCCCACGUCAUGAUCAACGCGUUCUACUUCCUGAUGAAGCACCCCGAGAUGCAGGCGCGUCUGCAACGGGAGAUCGACGAGUCAUUCCCUCCCGGCUCGUCGCCGUUUGACCCCGUCAAGCAGGCAAACAUGCCGUAUCUGAAUGCCGUUUUGAACGAAGCGAUGCGUCUGCAGCCGCCAGUGCCCAACGGUGCUCAACGCAGUACCCAGCAUAUUGGCGCGCGUAUAAUUGGAGAUCGCUACAUCCCCGCUGGAACGCAAGUCAACAUAAACACAUACGCCUUACAACGCGACCCCGCCUACUUCUCUCCCGCCCCCAAUGACUUCUGGCCCGACAGAUGGCUUCCCGAAAGUGACCGCGCGUCCGCCUUCAAGGGGCUCAUCGGCUCUGCAGGCGAGAAGGGCGAUAAGACUAGCUUCGUUCACGAUGUAACGGCCUUCUUCCCCUUCUCCUUUGGUCCGGCAAUGUGCGUAGGGCGUCCACUCGCGUACAUGCAGAUGCGGAUGGCAGCAUGCGCGAUCCUGCAGCGGAUGACGCUGAGCUUGCCCGCGGGAGUGCAUGAUAUCGAGGACUACCGGCUAGCUGGCCGUGGAGUGUGCCCGACGAUUGUGACGGUGAGGGAGGGGUCGAAGCCGUUAGUGAGCUAAUUCGGUAUCUGCUGUUGAGUCUGACAACGAGAUACCAUACCUGACUGUUGGCUAUCAAUUGUACUAGUCACGUCUGCCAUGCAUCGAUUGCCAC